AUGUCAGACAAGGGCGUCCCGGACCUGUCAUCCAAACUCAACGCGCCCAAGAAAGUAUCCGUCUUCGAAAAACAGCGACAAGAAGCCGAAGCCAAACGCAUACGAGAAGAAGCCGAGAACAGAGCUGCCCUACGAGAGUUUGAGGAUUCGUUCGCCGACGAGGAUGAAGACGACUUUGUCGCACAAGUAGCCGCUGGUCGUAGCGCAUACGGUGGCUCAAGAGUCGCAGAUGNNGAGGAGGCUAUACCAGGAGCUCCCAUGAGGAGCAGCGGACCAGGCACUCUCGGCCCACCACCAGGACCUGCCCCGCUAUCCUUGAAGCGCAAGAGGGAGCUAGAACAAGAGCGGGAAAGAGAAAGGAGACAACGAGACAGCAGGGCGAGUCCAGAGACGGUGGUCAAGCGUCCCACCAUGCUGUUGUCAUCACUACCGCGCAACACGACCGAAGCGACGAUACGCAGCUGCCUACCCAAGAACCUGAAACUCGACGACAUGGCCUUUGCUCCCUCGUCCACCGGCCGCUCCUUGACUGCUGUCGUUGCCCUCACGCCUGACACAGCCUCCAGCGACAUCGACAGCGCCGUCAACAAUCUCCAGCAGAGAUACCUGGGCUUCGGCUGCUACCUCAACAUCUCCAAACACAUCACCAUCUCUUCGUCCGUCAAUUCCGUCCUCCAUACUGCCACCCCGGCCAUCCCAAUACAACCCUUUGGCGCCAAACAGAUGCCUCGCGACCCUCCUCCCUCACACGGCUUCCGCAAUGCCCCACCGCCAGAGUCUCUCCCACCACAACUACGCCAUCAAGGUCCUGCUCCUCUGGUCGUCAAUGUGACGCCGCCAUCGGAUCUCAAGCAGCUCGCCAUCAUCAACAAGACUGUCGAGAAAAUCAUCACAUACGGUCCCGAGUGGGAGUGUCUGCUCAUGGCUCAGCCAGACGUCCAGCAUGGAGAACACUGGGCUUGGUUAUUCGACAACACUAGUCAAGGUCAUGUCUGGUACCGCUGGCUAGUCUAUCAGUACUAUGCCUCUCAACCACCUGCGAAGACUGGUCAAGACUCACAUCAAUGGUCUAUGAUGGACGAGCUUGCUCGCAUGAAUAACCAUAUUCGUCCGUUCGAUGACGGUCCCUUCUGGAUACCUCCACCAGAGAAACCCAAAUACGAACACGCCCAGAAUCUGGCUGAUCUUAUGUCGGAUUCUGGUUAUGUUUCUUCAGACCUCGACACAGAUGACGAAGACGAUCACAUUGUCCAAAAUCAAGGUGUCGCUCCCGAGGAUCUGAACAUUUCACGAUCGCGCUACCUGAACCCUUACCGUAAGGCCAAGCUGACCUUCUUCCUUAACCACCUGCCGGAUAGCACUGGAUAUCUAUGUGAAGGAGAUGUGCAGGCUGUCACCGAUUUGGUUAUCAAAUUCUCUGGUCAAGGUGCCGAAGAAGUCGUCGACAUGCUUGUUUCCAACCUUGAGAACCCUUUCCGUUUCUCUGUCAACUACAAGAUCGACCAGCCUAAAGCUGAGAACGAAGAUGGAGAGAACGACGAUGACGAUAUCUACGAUCCCGAGGUCGAUGGACCCAGAGCUUCCUUCGGCAUGCUGGGUGGUAAUGAAGACGUAGAUGUUGAAGAGCCUGUACCGAAGGACACAUCUGCAAUGCAAGUCGACCAGGAUAACGACACCAAGCAAGAACCUUCAUCCGGAAAAGACAUCUCCGGUGCGCAGCUGGUCGGUCUGUAUGUCAUAAGCGACGCUCUGGCAGCUACAUCAGUUUCUGGUGUACGUGACGCAUGGAAGUAUCGAUCAUUAUUCGAAUCAGCUCUCACAAGUCGACAAGUCUUCGAGAAGCUGGGUCGCAUGCCCAAACAAUAUGGAUGGGGCCGUGUGCGUGGUGAGCAAUGGAAGAGCCGCAUCACAGUGGUUCUGGACUGCUGGGAGCGUGAAAGCAUUUUCGCGCCAGAAAGUCACAGGAGAUUCAAAGAAGUGUUCUUGACUCCACCGUUGACGGAUGCAGAGCAGAAGAGCAAAGAUGAGCAAGAGAAGCAAGAUAGAGAAGAGGAGCUGAAGAAGCGCUGGAAAAAUGGCGACGUCGAGAGUGCUGGUGCUACGCCAGAAGUUGUGGCUCAGAAAACAAUGCCACAACCAAUGCAAGCUACACAGGUCCAAGAGGCGGUUAAGCGCCAGCCGUCACGACCCUCAGCGGCAGAUCUCAUCCUCGCUACUGCAGAUGGUGAGGCACCACCACCGAAACCAGCGCCCAAGCUGUCGAACUUCUCCAUGUCGCUCAAUGCAGCGCCUACUGCUUCACCACCUGUCGAAGACACAAGGAAAGGUUCGCCUGCGAUGGGCUUUUCGCUCGGUGGAAGCAAUGCAUCUUCGAGUAAGUUCUCGUUGGGUGCGAAGCCUUCAAGCGAGCCUGUGAAGGAGAAGAAGAGAGAGAGCUUGGCCGUAUUCGACGACUCGGACUCAGAAUAG
Molecule: messenger RNA, 2469 nt
Organism: Aureobasidium vineae
Lineage: Eukaryota; Fungi; Ascomycota; Dothideomycetes; Dothideales; Saccotheciaceae
Source: the annotation of a GenBank genome assembly